Closterium sp. Naga37s-1 is the source of this 5241-nucleotide messenger RNA. NCBI's taxonomy places the organism in Eukaryota, Viridiplantae, Streptophyta, Zygnematophyceae, Desmidiales, Closteriaceae. The record is from the annotation of a GenBank genome assembly.
AUGUUCCGCGAGAAUGUAUCAGCAUGGGAUUGCUUCCAGUCUCGCGCUGACGUCUUCCCUGCAUUCUUCAAUCGAGUCCUUGCUCUCAAGGACCCCAAGCGGAAGGCGGGGAGCAAGCGAGCUCGGCAGGAGGAGCAGGCGGAGGAGCAGGAGCAGACGCAGCAGGAAGAGAAGCAGCAGGGAGAGCAGGAGCAGGAGGAGCAGGGGGAGCAGCAGCAGAUGUCUGUUGAGGGAGAUCAAACUCAGGCGGAGGAUGGAGCAAACAAAGAAGCUGCUGCGGAGGGCAACGGAGCAGAGGGAGAGGGAGGAGAACCGAAGGAGAGUUCAGGCGCAGCAGAAGGGGAGGGAGGCGGAGGGGGAGGAGAGGGAGGGGGUGCUGAAGACAAGAAGGAGGUGAAGGAACAGGGAAAAGGUGGAUCGGCUGUUGGCGGAGGAGAGGGGGAGUACGAGCUGAGCAUAUAUGAGCGCGUGAAUUACAUCGUCUUCAUCAUCCACUGCUUCCAGUCGCUGGAGAACCCACUGGUGCGGGCGUGUGUGCUGCCGCUGGUGUCGCUGCCCCUGUGGCACGCCCUCUCACCUGCCCGCAGGGAGCGCGAGCUGCACCCCCACGCGCACCUGCUCGCCCUCUGGGCGCGCCUGCUCAAGAGGGACGCCAAGAACCGCCACACCAGAAUGCUGGCUGUGGCUGAGGGCGGGGAGAAGAGGGCCGAGGCGGAGGCGGCUGAGAGGAAGGAGAGGCGCGGGGUUCGAUUCCUGCCUGGGUUGAUUCUGGAGUUCUUUGCUGUGUUGGACGAGGUGGUGGAGAAGGGCCCAGACUACGAGGACGACCAGAGCGAGUCAGCCGGGGUGCUGCUGGAGAGAGCAGUGGACCAGCCGCGCCUGCUCUUCUGUGAGCGAUUCCUGGAGCUGCUCAUAGAUCUUCUCAGCCAACUGCCCACACGCAGGUUCUUUCGUCCUGUAGUGGAUGACAUGGCUGUCGCCGCCCGCUGCCGACUGAGCCGGCUGUACCGGCACCCGCGCGGUCGUCUUUUUGUGCAGCUGGUGGAUCUGCUACGAUUCUAUGCUAGAUUCCAAAUGGAUGACCAUGCCGGGCGGCAACUGGACGAGGAGGAGGUGGACAGGGAGCACUGCGCGCGCGUGUCGGCCCUUCAGUUGUUCCUCUUCAACAAAGUGCCAGAGCUGCGGGACAUAGCUCUGACCAACGUGGGCAGCGUGGAGAAUGCUGACGGAGUGCGCAAGUGGAUGGGGCGACUCACAGACGAGCAGCUGGCGGAGCUGGUGCUCAACAAGCUGAAGCUGCUGUCUCGAGCGGGCCUGCCAUACCGGCCGCCACGCCACCUCCUCUCAUCUGCUCGCCGGCCCAAAGCCUCGGCACGAAUGGUGGUGGAGGAGGGUUCAGAGGAGCAACAGCAGCAGCAGGCAGAGGAGCAGGAGGAGGAGGCAGAGCAGGAGUACUGGGAGCAGCAGCGGGCUGUGCUCUUCCACCGCCUCCGCCCGUUUCUCGAAGAAGUAGUCGUUUCCUUCUUCGAGAAGAAGCGCUCCCAGCGAGCAGCACUGAACGCCCUGCCGCUCUACCCCAACGAGGACGUCAUGUGGGACGAGAGCCUCAUCCCCAGCGUGAACUACACCGGAGAGGGCUGCUUGGCUCUGCCGAAACUCAACCUGCAGUUCCUCACGCUGCAUGAUUACCUCCUGCGGAAUUUCAACCUGUUUCGGCUCGAGUCGACGUACGAGAUUCGGGAGGAGGUGCACGAUGUGCUGAAGCGGAUGGGGGCGAAGGGGAGCAUGUACAGCAGCGUGGACCGGGAUACGGAGUUCACCGGGUGGGCCCGAAUGGCUAUCCAAAUCUCUUCUUUCCGGAUUGUGGAAGUUAAGGCGCCGCGGCUCGGCGAGGUGCAGCCGGCGGCGGUUCUAGCGGAAGUGGAGUACUCUAUAGGGGGGUAUAAGGCGGCCAUGCGGAGCGAGUGGGAGGAGAUUAAAGAGCAUGAUGUGCUGUUCCUGCUGGGAAUCCACCCUGAUGAGAUCGCGCUGCAAGCUGCGGCUGAUGCAGCCGCGGCACAGGCGGCGGCUCAGGCGAAGAGAGAGGCAGGGGAGGAUGGGGCGGAGGAGGAAGAAGCAGCGGCGGAUGCUGCAGCAGUGGUCUCGUCGCUGUCUGUCCCGCAGAGAUACGGGUUAAGAUAUGUGCGGGGGUGCGAGGUGAUCGAGUUGCGCGACGAGGACAACAAGCUGAUGAAUGACUUCUCUGGGCGGGUGAAGCGCGAGGAGUGGAAACCCCCCAAAGGGAACAAGCGCACGGCUCUCGUCGCUCUCGAUCCAGCCCAGUUCCAGCUGGAUUUGGAGGCAAACGGAGGGACUCUGAGGGGCGCGCAGGAGGAGGUUUACUCGGCUCUCAACGUGGUGAUGCGGAGGAAGCCAAAGGAGAAUAACUUCAAGCCGAUUCUGGAGUCGAUUCGGGAUCUGAUGAACGAGGAGGCGUCGGUGCCUGGUUGGCUGCAUGACCUGUUUCUGGGGUACGAUGACCCGGCAGCCGCCAGCUGGCGGCGCAUGCCUGCUGAGCUGGCGCCGUGGCGGGUGGAGGUGGUGGAUUUUAGGGAUACGUUUGUGGAUGCUGAGCAUUUGAAGGAGUGCUUCCCGGGCUUUAAGGUCCGGUUUGUGGAUGCGGAUGGGUUUGAGAACCCUAACCCCCAGCCUCCGUUCCGCGUGACUAUUCCGAUGCCGAAGGCGCAGGAGGAGGGGCGUGGAGUGGCAGAGGGAGGGAAGAAGAAGGGGCAGGAGAAGGAGGGGAAGGGGAAGGGGAAGGGGAAGAAGGGGGUGAAGGCGAAGAAGAAGGCGAAGGGGAAGGGAGGGGAGGAGGAGAAGGCGGAGUCAGUGCCACUGCCUGACCCUGGGCCGUACCCUCCGGGGAAGCAAAAGAAGAACCACGUGCGCUUCACACCCACCCAGGUGGAUGCCAUCAUCAGCGGGGUGCAGCCAGGGCUGACCAUGAUUGUGGGGCCGCCUGGAACCGGCAAGACUGACACGGCCGUGCAGAUCCUGCAGGUGCUCUACCACAACUGCCCGGAGCAGCGCACGCUCGUCAUCACUCACUCCAACCAGGCCCUCAACGACCUCUUUGAGAAGAUCAUGCAGCGGGACGUGCCAGCGCGCUACAUGCUGCGCCUAGGCAUGGGAGAGCAGGAGCUGGACACGGAGCAGAAGUUCAGCCGCAUGGGGCGAGUCAAUGACAUGCUGGCAAGGCGGCUCGAGCUGCUGGCUGAGGUUGAGCGCCUGGCAGUGACUCUUGGGCGGCCAUCUGACGUGGCGUACACGUGUGAGAGUGCCGCCUACUUCUGGCUGCUGCACGUGCUCGCCAGGUGGGAGGCGUUUGUAGCCAAGUGGGCUUCGUACGCACAGGACAUGCGCAUGGCAGAGAGCUGCUUCGAGUUCCUCAAGGGCAUGUUCCAGGAGCUGGAGGAGUGUCGGGCGUUUGAGUUAUUCAAGACCACAGCAGACCGCUCCAACUACCUGAUGGCGCGCCAGGCCAAGGUGGUCGCCAUGACGUGCACGCACGCGGCGCUCAAGCGCCGGGACUUCCUGAACCUCGGGUUCCACUUUGACAACCUGCUCAUGGAGGAGUCGGCGCAGAUCCUCGAGAUCGAAACCUUCAUCCCCAUGCUGCUGCAACGCCCCGACGGCCCCUCCCGCACCGUCGCUGGCACGGGUACCACUUCUGCUGCUGCUUCCGGUGCGGCGGCUGCUGCUGGUGGUUCCUCCGGUGGUGGUGGCAGCAACGGCGCUCUGUCCUAUUCUCGCCUCAAGCGCUGCAUCCUAAUCGGAGACCACAACCAGCUCCCCCCCGUCGUGAAGAACAUGGCCUUCCAGAAAUACUCGCGCAUGGACCAGAGCCUCUUCACUCGCUUCGUCCGCCUGGGCGUCCCUUACAUCGAACUCAACGCCCAGGGCCGCGCCCGGCCCUCCAUCGCCCAGCUUUACAACUGGCGAUACUGCGGCCUGGGGGAUUUGCCAGUGGUGAAAACCGGAGAGGAGUAUGUGCGGGCGAACGGGGGGUUUGCGUGGGAGUAUCAGCUUGUGGAUGUGGGGGAUUGGAUGGGGCGAGGGGAGAGCGAGCCAAACCCGUGGUUCUACCAGAAUUUGGGCGAGGCUGAGUAUGUGGUGAGCGUGUUUCAGUACAUGCGGCUGAUGGGGUAUCCGGCUGAGAAGAUCUCGAUUCUGACGACGUACAACGGACAGAAGCAUCUGAUAAGGGAUGUGAUCGAGAGGAGAUGCGCCGGGAACCCACGUUUCGGCCGUCCCAGCAAGGUGACGACGGUGGAUCGCUUUCAGGGCCAGCAGAAUGACUACAUUCUGCUCUCCCUCGUGCGCACGCGCACCGUCGGCCAUCUGCGCGAUGUGCGGCGCCUCGUUGUCGCCAUGUCCCGCGCCCGCCUCGGCCUCUACUGCUUCUGCCGCCGCUCGCUCUUUGAGCAGUGCUACGAGCUGCAGCCCACCUUCCAGCUGCUGCUGCAGCGCCCGGACCGGCUUGGGUUGGUGCUGGAGGAAGGGAAUAGGAGGACGGAGAGGCCGGCAGGGGAGGGGAGUGAGGGGGCGUAUCUGGUGCCGGGGAUUGAGGAGAUGGCCAGGAUUGUGGAGUGGCGGCUGCAGAACGUGACUGAGCAGGAGUACAUAAUGCAGAACGUGCCAGGGGCCCAGCAGCAGGCAGCACUCGCCCAGCAGCAUCAGGCGUGGAUGCAGCAAGCUCAACUGCAGGUGUGGGAGCAGGCUCGGCAGAUGGAGAUGCACGCUCACAUGGAAGCUCUGGCUCGGCUGCAGCAGCAGCAGAGGCUGCAACGACGGCAGCACAAGAGCGGGAGAGGUAGGGGCGGAGGGAGGGGCAGGGGCCGGGGAGGUGGGCGAGGAGGGAGGACGGGAGGGGAGGGGAAGGGGAAGGAGGGGGUGGAGGAGGCUGGGGAGAAGGGGGAGGAAGGGGGAGUGGAGGAGCGGGAGGGCGAUGAGGAGGGAGAGGGUGAGGAAGGAGAGGAAGCAGAGGAGUGGGGAGAGGGAGAGGGAAUGCAAGGAACAUCAGAGAGCGUGCGAGUGAAAGCAGAGUUGGUGGAGCAGGCGAGGGAGGGGCACCGAGUGAAGCAGGAGCUAUUGGAAGAGGCAGGGCAGGGGGCAGGGCAGCAGCAAGUGGGAGUGGUGAAGGAGGAACCAGCUGAACCCGGGGCUGCCACACCACCUGGGGUGUCCUCCGAUAGUGAAUGA